Molecule: messenger RNA, 519 nt
Organism: Gryllus bimaculatus (two-spotted cricket)
Lineage: Eukaryota; Metazoa; Arthropoda; Insecta; Orthoptera; Gryllidae
Source: the annotation of a GenBank genome assembly
GCCGCCCGCGGCGCCGCGGCCCGCGACGAGGGCCUGCGCCACCUGCUGACGCUGUGCGACGCCACGCGCCUCUUCCGCGCCGCGCUCGCCCUCUACGACUUCCCUCUCGCGGCGCUGGUCGCCGCGCGCGCCAACCGGGACCCGAAGGAGUACCUGCCAUUCCUGAACGAGCUGCAGCGGCUGGACGAGGCGUACCGCUGCUUCCGCGUGGACGCCUACCUGCAGCGCUGGGAGUGCGCGCUGGCGCACCUGGCGCGCUGCCCCGACCGCUUCGACGCGGAGUUCCUGCCUCUGGCGCGGGAGCGCGCCCUCUACGCGCCCGCGCUCGCGCUCUUCCCGCCCGGCGACGCGCGCUACGCCAAGGUGGCAGCUGUGUAUGGUGAAUACUUGCUGAAAGAGAGAAAGUUGGAAGAGGCUAUAGUCAUGUUUCGUCGAGCAGAACGCUGGGAGGAUGCACUGGAGGCAAGCUGCCUGGCUGGGGACUGGCAACAAGCCCUGGUGCUCCUGGCCAAGUUGCAA